This is a messenger RNA of Tetrahymena thermophila SB210, 444 nucleotides long. RefSeq lists its product as hypothetical. The transcript is spliced from 2 exons. Lineage: Eukaryota; Ciliophora; Oligohymenophorea; Hymenostomatida; Tetrahymenidae. The record is from RefSeq and is a predicted model, not a curated record.
AUGGACUAAAAUAUUUUGCAAGACUAUCUUAAGAAACUUAAAAAUAACAUAUCUCUUUUUAAAUAAAAGUAAUUAGUUAAAUUUAAAGAUUAAAGAAAUAAUUAGAAUUUAGAAAAAAGAAAGAUUCCAUAAGAAAAUAGAUAUCAGAUUUUAUUUUAAUUAAUCAAAUUUACAGGAAAAUGGUUGAAGGAUGAAGAAACUUUGGAACAUAACAAGGAUAUCCACAAUAUAAUUAAUAAGCCUAAUGAAGCAGAUAAUAGCAGCACCAACAAUGUUUAAACCAAUUCUCAAACUAACACAACCUCUUCAUCGACUUUAAAUCAAGUUCCUAAUAACUUGAAUGCCGGUUAAGGUUAAAUUCUUUUGCCUCCUUGUGAGGUUUAGAAUACUUGGUGGUCGGGUGCUGGACAAAGAAAAUUUAAGAAUAAAUAAACAAAUAAAUGA